AUGGCAGCUCCAUCAAGUGCCGAUAUCAAGAAUCUCCAAGGAAAAUGGGUCAUGAACAAAUCCCUUUCCGAUGCUUUCGAUCCUGUUCUCUCUUUACAAGGCAUCGGCUGGUUGACACGAAAAGCCCUCGGCGCUGCGACAAUAACCCAACACCUUUACCAAUCUCCCACAACAGGCGAGGACAACACCCCGACUACGCACAUAAAGAUCGAUCAACUCAUCACCGGCGGUCUCAAGGGCUCCGUAGAGAACCGCACGUUGGACUGGCACUACCGCGAGCACACUGACUGGCUCUUCGGCACCGUCAAGGGACGAUCUCGCUACUCUACCAUGGCCAAGACAGUGGAAGAAGGAAAGAUUGGAGGUGCAAAGGAGGAAGACAUUAAGUUUUUGGCUGAAGGAUGGCUGAAGGAGACGGAAAACGGAGACAUCGUUGAGAGCUACGUGGAUAAUGAGGGAAAUGCUUGGACUGCGUGGCAAAUCUGGGGGUUUGCAGACAUUGGUGGUGAGAGGAAGUUGACGAGGAAGUUCGUGGUCAGGAAGAAGAAUAAGGAUGAGCUCUUGCAGCAGGCGCCACAGUACCUGUCAAUCGCUCUAUUUCGGCCUUCCACAGAUUUGACAGUAACCGAAAAGCUCGGGUCAAGGAAUAUGUCUGAAUUGAGCCUCAUACAAAACCUUUUCCUCGCUCUCAUUGUCCUAACCUCCACGAUCCUCAUUUCGAUAUUAAUGUACUUCACCAUCCGUCUUGCUGCCAAUCGAAGUAGAAACAAAGCCUUUCAAAAUGCCGAUUCUAAGCCUGCCCUACUCAGUCCUGAAUCCGGCCGAGAGUCUCGCCUUUCGCAUCGCCUGUCUCGCCAGCAGACACAACAAGAGCAUUACCAAGGCCUGCAGCAACGCUACCCGUCCGCACCGCCAUCACCGUCGAUCGAGCUCCUUCCAGAAAUUAAAACAAGCUCGAGCGACGACAGAGCGAACGAGUGGUUAGAGCGAGGAGUUGCUGACAACGGUAUUGACGUGGUUCAUGGGGACCUGGGACAGAGAAAACCCGAGAUGACGCAGGCGAUGGUGAUCAAACCAAAGAAACAACUAAGAUGGGAUCGGUGUGAGGGAAAGCUGGACGAUGGCAGUGGACAUUCUAAGGUCGUCGAGAGGAAGGACAAGGAUGGUAUGGUGUAUACGGAGUAUCGUGCAGUUUGA
Molecule: messenger RNA, 1197 nt
Organism: Alternaria burnsii
Lineage: Eukaryota; Fungi; Ascomycota; Dothideomycetes; Pleosporales; Pleosporaceae
Exons: 3
Coding region: 1-1197 (398 amino acids)
Source: RefSeq, a predicted model, not a curated record